Molecule: messenger RNA, 2766 nt
Organism: Onychostoma macrolepis
Lineage: Eukaryota; Metazoa; Chordata; Actinopteri; Cypriniformes; Cyprinidae
Gene: glud1b
Product: glutamate dehydrogenase 1b
Exons: 13
Coding region: 247-1875 (542 amino acids)
Biological process (GO): L-glutamate catabolic process
Cellular component (GO): mitochondrion
Molecular function (GO): L-glutamate dehydrogenase (NAD+) activity
Source: RefSeq, a predicted model, not a curated record
CGUUUCCUCCUCCCUCAUGACCUUGCGUCUGCUCGCGCGACUCCUCCAAACACGCCGCUGCCUUUUAAAGCGCGAGACGGGCAUGAGCGCUGUCACUUUGACACUGAACGAGGCAGGCUCGGGAGCUUCCGUAGUCUCGUUCAUUUACCCCCCUUUUCGUUUCCCCUUUUCACCUCGUCGAUAACCCAUCAUCCUUUAAUUUCUUCUAUCUCCAUUGUACCGUAACUUUCAAAGCCUCUUGUCGCCAUGUACCGGUAUUUCGGGGAGCUGCUGACUCGCGGAGCGGGUAACGCUCUGGCCUCGGGAUGCGUCGAGUCCGCUCUGCCGGCUUCCUCAUCUCUGCUGAGGGUGCGUCACUACAGCGAUGCCGCUGACAAGGAAGAUGACCCGAACUUCUUCAGGAUGGUGGAGGGCUUCUUCGAUCGCGGCGCUGCUAUUGUGGAAAACAAGUUGGUGGAGGACCUGAAGACCCGGGAGACGCCGGAGCAGAAGAGACACCGUGUGCGGGGGAUCCUUAGGAUCAUCAAGCCCUGCAACCACGUCCUGAGCGUGUCCUUCCCCAUAAAGAGAGACAACGGAGAAUGGGAGGUUAUCGAGGGUUACCGGGCACAACACAGCCAGCACAGAACUCCCUGCAAAGGAGGUAUCCGAUACAGCAUGGAUGUGUCUGUGGAUGAAGUUAAAGCUUUGGCCUCCUUGAUGACAUACAAGUGUGCUGUUGUCGAUGUGCCAUUUGGUGGAGCUAAAGCUGGAGUGAAAAUCAACCCCAGGAAUUACUCUGAUAAUGAGUUGGAGAAAAUCACAAGAAGAUUCACCAUUGAGCUGGCCAAAAAGGGAUUCAUUGGACCUGGCAUCGACGUUCCCGCCCCUGACAUGAGCACUGGUGAGAGGGAAAUGUCCUGGAUCGCUGACACCUAUGCUAACACUAUUGCCCACACUGAUAUCAAUGCCCACGCCUGUGUGACGGGUAAACCCAUUAGCCAGGGUGGUAUCCAUGGCAGAAUCUCAGCCACUGGUCGUGGAGUCUUCCAUGGCAUUGAGAAUUUCAUCAAUGAAGCCUCUUACAUGAGCAAACUGGGCCUGACCCCUGGAUUUGCUGAUAAAACCUUUAUUAUUCAGGGUUUUGGUAAUGUAGGUCUGCAUUCCAUGCGUUACCUCCACCGUUAUGGUGCCAAGUGUGUGGGAAUUGCUGAAAUCGAUGGCAGCAUCUGGAACCCCAACGGCAUGGACCCCAAAGAGCUGGAGGACUACAAACUGCAACAUGGUACCAUUGUGGGCUUCCCCAACUCUCAGCCAUAUGAGGGGAACAUUCUGGAAGCUGAUUGUGAUAUCCUCAUUCCUGCAGCUGGAGAGAAACAGCUGACCAGGAAGAACGCUCACAAUAUCAAAGCUAAGAUUAUUGCUGAAGGCGCUAAUGGUCCCACCACACCAGAUGCUGACAAGAUCUUCAUAGAGAGGAACAUCAUGGUCAUUCCAGACAUGUACCUGAACGCUGGAGGUGUCACAGUCUCCUACUUUGAGUGGCUGAAGAACCUGAACCACGUCAGCUACGGUCGUCUGACCUUCAAGUAUGAGAGGGACUCCAACUACCACCUGCUGAUGUCUGUGCAAGAGAGUCUUGAAAGGAAGUUUGGAAAGCAGGGUGGCCCCAUCCCCAUUGUUCCCACUGCUGAUUUCCAGGCCCGCGUAGCUGGUGCCUCAGAGAAGGACAUUGUGCACUCUGGUCUUGCCUACACCAUGGAGAGGUCGGCCAGGCAAAUUAUGCGCACAGCAAACAAGUACAACCUUGGCUUGGAUUUGAGGACGGCAGCUUACGUCAACGCCAUCGAGAAGGUCUUCAAGGUGUACAAUGAGGCUGGCCUGACCUUUACAUAAAUGACCCAAACAAAAAGAAGAAAAAAACGUCCAUCAACCUCUUGAUUCCCCUUCACAACCUUUUUAACAUAUCAGAGUUUACAUCGGCCUAACCCCUACUUCCUCUAUUAAAACAGCCUCAUGCUGUCAUAUCCCAGAAACUCCGUCCUCAUAAGUUUGAGAACUAUAAAGCGGUUUAAUCUGUUCUGAGGCUGCAGUUUUCACUGCUUUGCUGUAUGCGACGUGUUCUCAAAACAAACUGGCGCCAAUAAUCAGGUUUCUCAAGUGUGUCUUGUUGUAACUUGUUUAUUUCGUCCCUGAUUUUUGUAUUGAUCCAUGGUAAAUGUAGGUGGUCCUCUUCAAAUGCAGCUGUAGCACACUGUUUUAAAUGUCUGUUGAUUUGUCAUGUUGGCCCUGGCUUCCUCUUGCCAUUAAAUUUUAGUUCAACUUGGUGCAUUUAUGUCCUGGUAGGUUUUAUUUGCUUUAUUCUUAUUGUUCAUUUUUGCAAACCAUUUAAACAUGGUUAUUGCUACAGUAAUGAAGAGCGUUAAAGAUGCCUUACACCUGUGAGCAGGAGUUUUAUACUCAGCGGAAUUAUUUUCUGUCAAUAGUUCAUGUAGUGCAUCACACAAAGGGAAACCCAGCCAUGAUUUGCCUCAUCUCAAUGUUUUGACCUAGAGAUGUAAUCAAGUUCUAGCUGACAAUGUGCAGUACAUUUAGGUACAGAUGUUUUUUGUAUCCGAGGCAGUUCACAACCCAUAACUUUUAGAGAUCUGCUAGUUGUUAAACCUAGAGGACCUGGGGCACUCGCACUUAAAUGAGAGCUGGAAGUUGCUCGCCAAGCUUAUCUGCACCUGUUUUGGGAAUUUGUAUUGCCUUUUUGUUGAGAAUAAAACAAAUGAUCAUAAUUUA